Molecule: messenger RNA, 750 nt
Organism: Naegleria fowleri
Lineage: Eukaryota; Heterolobosea; Eutetramitea; Acrasida; Naegleriidae
Exons: 1
Coding region: 1-750 (249 amino acids)
Biological process (GO): nucleotide-excision repair; double-strand break repair via homologous recombination; DNA replication
Cellular component (GO): DNA replication factor A complex; chromosome, telomeric region; site of double-strand break
Source: RefSeq, a predicted model, not a curated record
AUGCUUCACAACAACAUGAUGGAUCCAUCCCAUGAUGGCUCCGACCCACACAACACGUCAGGACACAAUCUAGGCCAACAGGCUCCAGAAAAGGAACCACUCACAGUGAUACCACUAAAUAUUCGUCAAGUAAUAAGCUGUCCAGCUGUUUCACUCACAAAAUUUUCUCUAAACAUUCCGAACGCUCCCAAACAAAAGAUCCUUGACCAGAUUACGGUUGUCGGACAAGUUAUUAAAUUCCACAAGACUGCUCAAAAUCGUAUGGAUUUGUUCAUUGAUGAUGGCACUGGCAGAAUUUGUGUACGAUGUUACUUGGAUUUUAAGAAAUUUGAAAUUGAGCCAAAUAUGUUUGUACGAGUUUUCGGAAGUAUUGCUUGUGAUGAUAAAACUGGAACUAGGUAUAUUUUGGGAGCUAACAUGUCUUAUGUAAGCGACUUCAAUGAAUUUACAACACACUUGUUAGAUUGUAUUGUUGCCCAUCUUCAUUAUCAAUUUGGGCCUCUUUCAAAACAAGGAACAAGAGAAGCUCACAAUCAUACGAGCAUUCAACAGCCAGAAGACAUUAUUCCCAUCGUGUAUGACCUCAUUGUGCAGCAUGGGGACAUUUCUUUUGAAGAUUUAUUGCAAGCAUCUGGAGUUGGCUAUGAAAACCUCGUUUCAGCUCUCGAAAAAUUGUUUGGAGCUUCACAUGUUGAGGCUGUUCCUGGCACGCAUGACAGAUAUAGACCCGUCCAACAACCCUAUCAAUAG